Vanderwaltozyma polyspora DSM 70294 is the source of this 513-nucleotide messenger RNA. It is a transcript of the gene HCH1, whose product is annotated as Hch1p. Gene Ontology annotation, cellular component: cytosol. NCBI's taxonomy places the organism in Eukaryota, Fungi, Ascomycota, Saccharomycetes, Saccharomycetales, Saccharomycetaceae. Gene Ontology annotation, molecular function: protein-folding chaperone binding; ATPase activator activity. The record is from RefSeq and is a predicted model, not a curated record. Bases 1 to 513 code for a protein of 170 amino acids. The transcript has a single exon. Gene Ontology annotation, biological process: positive regulation of ATP-dependent activity; protein folding.
AUGGUUGUUUUAAAUCCUAACAAUUGGCACUGGGUUGAUAAGAAUACUUUACCAUGGAGUGAAACAUACUUUAAUUCUAAAUUACCAAAUUUCAGGAAAGUUAGUGAUGAUAACAAGUAUGAGAUGAAAAUUACUAAAAUUACAAAGAUCAGUGGUGAUUCGAAUGUUUCCCAAAGAAAGGGUAAACCAAUUUGUUAUUUUGAUAUAAAUAUGGGAUUAGAAAUCACUGUUAUUGAAUUGGCAAAGGUUGAAGCAGAAACAGAAGCAGAAGCGGAAGCAGAAGCAGAAGCGGAAGAAGAAGAGGGGAAAGAUGAGGAGAAUGUCACUGGGGAUGUUGAAAUUCCAGAAUUUAUGCAUGAUGAAGAUGAUUUUGAAAUUCUAUGUAGAUGCAGUGGUAAUCAAGAAAUUGAAAGAUUAUUAAAGACAGAAUUUGUUCCUGAGAUCAGACAACUUUUAUUAUGUUAUCAAAAUGACUUGAUUGAGGAGCAUUCCAAGGAUCUGCAACACGAAUAA